AUGGACGUCCUGCCGCCAGCUCCAUCGCCUCCGGCCAGCCCUUCGAGGUUAGCCAUGGCCUCACCGCAGCGACUUCGCCGAAGUUUGCGACUUUCGGGCGCCUCCUCUUUGUCGUCGCCCGUGCGUGAUGUCAACAAGGAGAACGUGGGCUUCGCAUCCACCAUUCAACCCUCCAGCUCUGCAAAGACACCUGCCAUCGGACUUGCCGACGAUGCCAAGCACAGCAGCAGUCCCCUGUCGGGCUCCCCGCUGGCGAGCAGUUUCCCUCAGCACUCUUCGCCCGUCCGCGCACGAAGCUCACCAACUCGGCAUCGUUCGCCUCUGCGCCGCCACUUGGUCGGCCAAUCCGAUGACUUUGUCUCCUCCUCGGACGAAUCCGAUGACUCGGCCGUCGUCUUCUUCGGGAAGCCUUCGUCGGCCGAAAAGAAGAAGCGCAUCCACUACGAGCAGCGCGUGCUCGAAAAGCGUCUCAAGCACAAGGACAGUCUCGUCCUCACACGGCGCCGUCCCAUCAGCUUCAAUCCAGAUGACACAAUGCUCGUCGACGAUCACCUCGACUACGGCUGGUCCGCUGCCCGCCCAACACCAACCCCUUCCCGCUCAAUCUUGCUCAAGUUCGACUCUUUGGCCGAAUCGCCUGCUAGCCCUGUCUCUCCAACGCGAAGCAGGCGGAUCGGCUCGCUAUCUUCCAAGUCUCCCUCCGCUUCUCCCUCUCGGACCCCAGAUACCCAGCAACCGGCAUGCGCACCAGACGAGGACACCCUGACUACAGAGAUCCAAGCGCGCACAACUCCAGCCGAGCGUCAAGACGCUCCCUCUGUUUCAAAAUCGCCGCAGCGAGCACCAAAAAAUGAUGUCAAGGCUGACGAGGGACACAAGCCGCGACCAUCAGACUCACCAUGCGAGGAUGGCCGCCAAGUCAAUCCAUUCAUGGAGGCGCAGACAAGUCCUGCAAAGAACUCGACCUCCCGCAGCCCUGCUAAGCAGCUCAACCAGUCGCCUGAUCGCAACCAAAGUCCGAUCCGCUCGGUCGAGACGCUCAUCGGUGCCACCGUGUCCCAGAAUCGCGAGGCUCUUUCUCCCCAACGCUCGCCGCGUCGAUCGCCCAGGCUCUCGUUGCGUGCCUUGCAGCUCUCCACCUCGCCCACUAAGCUCGGCUCCCAACAGCUCGCAUUCGCCUCGCCGUCGCCAUUCCAGCAUGCUCUCCCACCCAUGCACGCUACCCCCUUCCAGCAAGUGGCGUCCGCCCAGCUUGUUCCUCCAAGCACCGGUCUUUCGCGAUUCGCAUGCCUUCAAAACAUCUCGUCCAUCAGCCAACCAGCCGAAACGCCCGCAAACCGCGUCCUCUCCAUGCGCCUGGCUCAUCAUGCUGUCCUCCCAUCACCAUUCAUCUCGAGUGGCGCUUUUGCUCCCCUCGUAGCAUCUCCCGCCAAGCCAAUGCAGACACCACGAACGCCGAGCCGCGCCGAGCCGACGCUCUCGCUGCCCUCUCCCUCCAAGAUGGCAAUGCACAGCGAGCAACGCGGUCCAGCCUCGCCUUCGAAAGCCGCUCCUGCCCCUGCAACUCCUUCGGUCAGAUUUGCAGACCUCGAAAGUCGCACAACACCCAGCGCCACAACUCGCCGACAGGACGAUAACGUGACUCUUGCUGCUAGAUCGCCUUCCGCAAAGACAACCCACGCCUCGCCAGACCGCACAGGCUCUCCACACGCCUCACGAGCUCCACCUCAAUCGCUCCCUUCGCCAGUACGCCAAGAGUCUGAGGCGGCCAAUGCGUCGCUUUUGACUCCCGCGCGCGAAUCGGUCUCGGAAUCUGAUGCAAACAAUGCGUCACCAGGACCCGUCUUCAGGCAGACAGCUCGACGCGUUCCCAUCCAUCAGCACGAGGCCGACUUUGGAGUAAAAGUGUCUCCCGAAAGGUCUCCCAGAAAGGCUUAUACCAACAGCUCUGCAAGGUCGGUCGAUUUCGGUCCCAAACCGGAGCGAAUCCCAGCGCGACGAGUCCAGGUGCACGCUUCCGCGGCAGCGCGCACCAACAUCCUCAAGCCAAGCGAAAAGGCGGGGCAGGAGGCGUCAAGGGCACCCAGUGUCGCUUCCAAAGCAGCGCGAUCGGUCAGCGUGGGAUCGAACAGAUUCGGUAGUCAAAACACAAGCCUGCCUCCCUCGGCUUUGUCCGGCGCUGCAAAGCUCAUCCCGCAUCGACUUGCCUCUGCCCCCGCAUCGGCGACGACAGCCACGCAGCCUGCCUCAAGGGGAGCAUCGGCCUCGCAAGGGCCGUCGGUGGCAUCCAAAGCUUCCCGAGGACAAAACUCAGCGUCGGCCGUCUUUGGACAGAAGCUGUCGUCGCCGGACAAGCCCUCGCGGUCUGCUAGUGGAUUGCCUCGACCAAGGCAGGCGACCGCUGGAAUCAGCUCUCUCCCGUCCGGAGGCCCUGGCACGCGUCUUCCCCGACCAGCUUCUUCAAGCCAAUCGGCGGGACCUGGACGUCCGACGUCACGACCAGUACCCAUGGCGAUCGCAAGGCUUGCACCGUCUCAGUCCGGGCUCAACCGCGUCAACUCAGGAGCACCAACAGCCAAGCCCACAACUGCUGCUGCUGCUGCUGAGGCAGACAAACCUAUCGCCAAGUCCGCGACGGUCUUCGAGGACGCUCCCGUUGCUCGCACUUCUGCUGCGUUGAAGGCGGGUGCCACCAGCGAUGCUGAUUCGCCAAGCGAGACUGGCACUCGGGUGAAUAGUUCGGAGGACCAAACUCCCUCCGUCGCCCUCGCCGCGCAGUCCUUGCCUGUCAGAAGCUCCGUCACCGUGGCGUCGAAAGCAUCCGUUUUUGCCGGUCCCACCAGAGCGAUUGCUCGCAAUUCAGAGCAAGGAUCGCUGCGUCCAUCGAGCCCUGUCGCUCUGUUGGCUCCGAGUAAAGCUGCGGCUUCAGCUCGUCCGCCUCCUCCGGUCAUGCUCGAUCCCGAACAGCAGCGAUUGCGAUGCUUGGCGAUGCAAGAGAAAGCGAGAAAUCGCGCACCCAAGGCCAAUUCCACACCAGCGACUUCAGAGGCGGACGAAUCGCCCUCUUCAGAGAUCGUCACAGACGGUCCCCAGUCUUCGGACGGCGCGGACAAGAUCGUCCCGCAUGCUCCGCCAUCCGCGACAACUGGACCCUUGGCCAACGAGAGGAGCGCCUCAUCCCCGAUCGAUGCGUCUGCAACGCAGAAUGGACCAGCAGCUACCUCGCAGGCUCCAUCCGCGGCUGUUGUGGAUUCGACAAGCACAGCCAUGCCAGUACCGCCCACAACGACUACGGGUCGGCCGCUGCGUUCUGCGCGAAAUGCUUCUCGCUCGCUCACGCCUUCGGCGACGCGCGUUGCGCCGUCCAGAGGGCGCGCUCUGAGCCUCAACGAUAUCAUUGCCGCGCGCAAGAUCGACGUGCCGCUUUCUCUAACGGACCAGCUGCGGCUGGCCGACACGGUGCACAAGAAGCACAACGAAAAGACACUGGCGCGCUACAAGAUCACCAAGAUCCAGAGGCCGUACGAAAGACCGCCGAGCCCCGACCGUCACGACCACGAGCCCGAAGCCUGCAUCAUCACCGACGACAUCAGCAGUCAUCGACUGGGUAAGGGCGAUGCCGCACCCUACUCUACCCCUACCAAGAGGGCAGCUCAGUCGGAUUCCGGUUCGUCGGAGGCGCGCAAGUGCGUGCGCUGGUACCGACCGCUCUUCGUCGGCAAGGGCGCGCAAUACGGCACGCAGAAGUGCGAGAGCAAGCCCGCGCUCAAGCCUAUCCACUACGAACUGGACCGCUUGGGCAACAAGAUUGCCACGGGUGACUCGCCCAAGCUGGGCAAGGGGCAGUCGAUCAUUAUCUAUCGCAACUACUUCAAGGGCGAAGCCGAGCCUGCCGACGACUAG
Molecule: messenger RNA, 3903 nt
Organism: Moesziomyces aphidis
Lineage: Eukaryota; Fungi; Basidiomycota; Ustilaginomycetes; Ustilaginales; Ustilaginaceae
Source: the annotation of a GenBank genome assembly